Molecule: messenger RNA, 3446 nt
Organism: Trachymyrmex septentrionalis
Lineage: Eukaryota; Metazoa; Arthropoda; Insecta; Hymenoptera; Formicidae
Gene: Ptpmeg
Product: tyrosine-protein phosphatase non-receptor type 4
Exons: 19
Coding region: 484-3249 (921 amino acids)
Biological process (GO): protein dephosphorylation
Cellular component (GO): cytoskeleton
Molecular function (GO): protein tyrosine phosphatase activity; protein binding
Source: RefSeq, a predicted model, not a curated record
CCCUGUUCGCGGAAUCGCGGAAUGCUUUUAUCCUUGAUUGAUUGAACGUCGUUGCCUCGUGCAUACAAUUACUCCGAUUGCCAAUCUCGCCGAUCCGAUCGUUUACCUUAUAGAGAGCGUCAUAAGAGGUUGCAAUUUCGUGUGAGGAAAUGUGUGAUAACUGUUGCUUUGCCGCAUCAAUAUGAUAUUACACAUCCACUUGGAGUGGACUGUGCUUGGAUCGGCACAAUUAUGAAAAGAAGUUUGUGCACGUUUCGCCCGAGAGUCCAAUGCUAUUCUGAGGGAAGUGCGGCUCCCGGGCUCGUAUGUACGCUUGGAACAAUUUAUCGAAUCCUGUGUACAGGGUUUUACAGCAAUCGCAAGUAAAACGUGUCGCUCGUAUCAUGAAUAACAGAAUAUUCCUGUACUCUACAUUAUUCUGGCAAUUUGAUUAUGUAACUCGUGUUGGAUUAUUGACUUAAAAUCUUGGUAAACUUGCUUUUAAUGACAUCUCUGGAAUGUGGCCAGAAUAGCAGAGAGGUGGUAUCGAGAAGGUGGUUGACACGCCUUCAUAUAUUUGAAAUGAUUGAAAGUGUAUCACGCAGAGCACUGAGUGGCUCCAGUGGGAGCUACCACGUACGUGGUGCUGAAUUAGCAAGGAAUCGCAGACUAAAAUCUUUGUCAGCCACUGUUACUUUCCUAGAUGAUACACAGCAUACAUUUCAAUUAGAUAAACGAGCAAAAGGACAAGUUCUAUUAGAUUUGGUGUUUCAACAUUUAGAACUUAUUGAAAAAGAUUAUUUUGGUUUACAAUAUGCUGAAAAUGGAGUUGGCACAACUAUUCCUACAUCUGAUAUAAUGAGGUGGCUGGAUCCCUCUAAACCUGUGAAAAAGCAGAUAAGAAGUGGACAUUUCUUUUUUAGAGUAAAAUUUUAUGUAUCUGACCCUAGUAAACUACAAGAAGAAUAUACUAGAUAUCAGUUUUAUUUACAAAUACGUAGAGAUAUUCUUCAAGGGAAACUCCAAUUAUCCCCUAGUACAGCUUGUUUAAUUGCUAGUUAUACAGUUCAAUCGGAAUUAGGAGAUUAUCAUCCAGAGGAACAUGGACCAGGAUAUCUUUCACAAUUGCAAUUGAUACCUGGACAAACAGAAGAAAUGGAAAAGAAGAUAUCAGAGCUACAUAAACUGCAUAAGGGACAAUUGCCAGCUGAUGCAGAAUUUAAUUUUUUAGAUCAUGCGAAACGUUUAGAUAUGUAUGGGGUGGAAUUACAUAAAGCAAGGGAUUCAACAAAUAAAGAAAUACAGUUAGGUGUUACAUCGAUUGGUCUAGUUGUAUUUCAGAAUAGCAUAAAAAUCAAUGUAUUUUCAUGGUCAAAAAUAGUUAAAAUCUCUUUUAAAAGAAAACAAUUUUUUAUACAACUUCGACGAGAACAAUCUGAAAAUUACGACACGUUAUUGGGUUUUAACAUGCAAACUUAUCGUAGUUCUAAAAAUCUAUGGAAAGCUUGUGUUGAGCACCAUACCUUCUUUAGACUUCACAGCCCGAAAAUGCGACCAAAACGAUUUCCUCUUACUUUAAGUAGUAGAUUUACAUAUUCAGGACGUACAGAAUUUCAAACAGUUGAAGAUGGAAAACACAGAGCACGUGUGGAAAGGACAUUUAUACGGUCACCUAGUAAAAAAAUUGCUCAUACUAUUGCAACUGCAUCUGUUACUGACGACAAAGGAAAAUUGGCAAUACCUGGGAGACCUCCACGAUCUUAUGAUAAUAAGGUUCAAUCCCUCGGUGCUCGUGAACCUCGUCAAGCAUGGGGUGAAGGAAAUCCAAGUGACGAUGAGGGUGGUUUUUUAUCUUUGAGGGAAGAAAUAACAGGAAGCUAUACACGAGGUGGAGCAUUUUCACCAGCGUUAGGAUCUCGAGUGUUCAGUUAUGCAGACGAUGAUACAACUGCUGAAAGAAAUAUUUACGAUUUGCCAGAUUACAGCGAACCUACUAGUUCACCAGCUCCACAAAUAUUAGAAGACGGUUUAGUAACCAUAUCUUUAACGCCAGAUGAACAAGGUCGUUUUGGUUUUAAUGUAAAAGGUGGAUUAGAUUUGGAUAUGCCAAUCUUAGUAUCACGAGUAGCACCAAAUACACCCGCUGAUCGUUGUUAUCCAAAAUUGAAUGAAGGAGAUCAAGUUGUUUAUAUCAAUGGAAUUGAUGUGAGUGGUUUAUUGCAUGAACGCGUAGUAAAUUUAAUACGGCAAUCACGCGAUCGUGGAUCUGGUGAACUUACUUUAACUGUUAGACCUAAUGCUCUAUAUAAUGCAUUGGCUGGCACCGAUGAGACGUCCGAAGAAGAACCGCCUUAUAGGUAUGUACCUGAUGCGCCUCAUGCAGCUAUUGGAUCUGAUGCACUAGCUCAAUCUAUGUUACUGCUUGCGGACGGUCUAGCAAGUGGUGCUCUUAUCGCGCAAUAUGAACAGUUAUAUAGAAAAAAUCCGGAACUUACGUCACUUGAAUCGAAAAAACCGGAAAAUCAAUCAAAAAAUCGCUAUCGGGAUAUUUCGCCGUAUGAUGUUACUCGAGUAAUUUUGAUGAGAUCUGCGAAUGGAGAUUACAUCAAUGCCAAUUACGUGAACAUGGAAAUACCAGGUUCAGGCAUUAUUAAUAGGUAUAUUGCUACACAGGGUCCCUUGUCUUCCACCGUUGCCGACUUUUGGCAAAUGGUUUUAGAAGCGGGUAGUACACUUGUCGUAAUGCUCACAACCUUAGUUGAACGAGGUCGUGCAAAAUGUCAUCAAUAUUGGCCGGCAUAUAACGAGACUCUCACAUUAAGAAAUCUCACACUUACAUCGACUGCAGAAAAUGUCGAAGAUACAUUUAUUUUUAGAGAAUUCAUACUUCGCGAUGUUAAUACUGGAGAAGAAAGAGAUAUAACACAUAUGCAGUAUUGCAGCUGGCCCGAUCACGGAGUGCCUAGUGAUUGGCGACAAUUUACUAUGUUUACAGAACGCGUUAGAGCAGCUCGUACUGGAAUAGUCGAACCUGCGGUUGUGCAUUGUUCUGCUGGAAUAGGUCGAACUGGUGUAUUAGUUUUAAUGGAAACUGCAUUGUGUCUAAUUGAAGCUAAUCAACCAGUGUAUCCAUUAGAUAUUGUACGCUCUAUGAGAGAUCAAAGAGCAAUGAUGAUACAGAAUGCUAGUCAAUAUAGAUUUGUGUGUGAAGCAGUCCAUAAAGCCUAUAGCGAAGGAAUAGCCAAGCCACUUCCAGAGUUUAGUAGAUGAAAAUAAAAAUCCAUAUGGAGGGCAGCGUUUGUAAUUAUACCAUUUCUUCUUUCACAUCUUGCAUCAAGCCUCAUGCCAUUAGAAAGUAGUUUUAUAUUUUGACAAUAACGCGUAUAAUAAUAUAUAUUUAAUAUAGUAUAUCCUAAUAAAAAAGAGCAGAUAUGUACUACGUAAAGUAUAAUCUCACUAUACAUAAU